Messenger RNA from Cotesia congregata, 192 nucleotides. NCBI's taxonomy places the organism in Eukaryota, Metazoa, Arthropoda, Insecta, Hymenoptera, Braconidae. The record is from the annotation of a GenBank genome assembly.
AUGAAUAAUAAGGCGCGCAGUAGCCUAUCGGAUCCGGCCCUUGCUACCAAAGCAUUGGACCGGGUUCGAGUCCGGCCCCAAGAAAUACAAACGAGUUCCAAUCUCAAAAGUUUAUCCCCUACCGUAGUCGCUCAUGACCUUAUAGCAAUAAAUUAUUCAGCAGGAAAUAGAGAGAAAUGUUUCAUGAAUUGA